Messenger RNA from Hipposideros armiger (great roundleaf bat), 1819 nucleotides. It is a transcript of the gene RENBP, whose product is annotated as renin binding protein. Gene Ontology annotation, biological process: carbohydrate metabolic process. Bases 76 to 1728 code for a protein of 550 amino acids. Lineage: Eukaryota; Metazoa; Chordata; Mammalia; Chiroptera; Hipposideridae. The record is from RefSeq and is a predicted model, not a curated record. Gene Ontology annotation, molecular function: isomerase activity. The transcript has 15 exons.
GCGAGGCUGGGUCAGCUGAGUGACAGUCACGGGACCUCGACCAGCUCCAUCUGGCUUCCUGGAGGAGAGGGAGGGAUGAGCGGGGGUCUCCGAGUGUGGCAGGACAUGGAGAAGGAGCGGGAGACUCUGCAGGCCUGGAAGGAGCGUGUGGGGCAGGAGCUGGACCGUGUGGUGGCUUUCUGGAUGGAGCACUCCCACGACCAGGAGCAUGGGGGCUUCUUCACAUGCCUUGGCCGCGAUGGGCGGGUGUAUGACGACCUCAAGUAUGUCUGGCUGCAGGGGAGGCAGGUGUGGAUGUAUUGUUAUCUGUACCGCAAGUUUGAGCGCUUCCGCCGCCUGGAACUCCUAGAUUCAGCUAAAGCAGGUGGCGAAUUUUUGCUCCGUUAUGCCCGAGUGGCACCUCCGGGGAAAAAAUGUGCCUUUGUGCUGACACGGGAUGGCCGCCCCGUCAAGGUGCAGCGAACCAUCUUUAGUGAGUGUUUCUACACCAUGGCCAUGAACGAGCUGUGGAGAGUGACAGGGGAAGCGCAUUACCAGAUUGAAGCAGUGGAAAUGAUGGAUCAGAUCAUACACUGGGUGCAGGAGGACCCAUCGGGGCUGGGCCGGCCCCAGCUCCCGGGGGCCCCGGCCUCAGAGUCCAUGGCGGUGCCCAUGAUGCUGCUCAACCUGGUGGAGCAGCUUGGGGAGUCGGAUGAAGAGCUGGCGGGCAACUACGCGGAGCUGGGGGACUGGUGCGCCCAGAGGAUCCUGCAGCAUGUCCAGAGGGAUGGGCAGGCUGUGCUGGAGAAUGUGUCGAAGGACGGUGAGGAACUUCCUGGUUGCCUGGGGAGACACCAGAACCCAGGCCAUGCACUGGAAGCCGGAUGGUUCCUGCUCCGUCAUGCCAUCCGGAAAGGUGACCCUGAACUUCGAGCCCACGUGGUUGACAAGUUCCUAUUGUUGCCCUUCCGUUCUGGAUGGGAUCCUGAUCAUGGAGGCCUCUUCUACUUCCAGGAUGCUGAUGGCCUCUGCCCCACCCAGCUGGAGUGGGCCAUGAAGCUGUGGUGGCCACACAGUGAAGCCAUGAUUGCCUUCCUCAUGGGCUACAGUGACAGCGGGGACCCUGCCUUGCUGCAUCUCUUCAACCAGGUGGCCGAGUACACCUUCCACCAGUUUCGCGAUCCCGAGUACGGGGAAUGGUUUGGCUACCUAAACCGAGAGGGGAGGGUCGUCCUCACCAUCAAGGGGGGUCCUUUCAAAGGCUGCUUCCACGUGCCGCGGUGUCUCGCCAUGUGUGAGGAGAUGCUUGGCGCCCUGCUGAGCCGCCUCGCCCCGGUCCCGGCCCCCAGCGCCGGGUCCCUGCCCGCCGUCCCCGCCCACCAAGCCUCGCACCCGCCCGCCGGCCGUCCCGCCCCAUUGGCCAAGCGACCGCGAAGGCGGGUCUGGCGGCUCGCACUUCCGGCCGGUGGCCGGUCCCGGCGCGCGCCGCCCCUUCCGUCGCCGCCCCCGCGAGCCUGGCCCCAGCCCCGGCCGUCCCGGCGUCACUUUCGAGCGCGGCCGCAGCUGACUGCGCGUUCACGACCCGCUGGGAGCCGGCAGUCCCGCCGCCGUUAUGAACAUCCGCAAUGCGAGGCCGGAGGACCUGAUGAACAUGCAACACUGCAACCUCCUGUGCCUGCCAGAGAACUACCAGAUGAAAUACUACUUCUACCACGGCCUCUCCUGGCCCCAGCUCUCUUACAUCGCUGAGGAUGAGAACGGGAAGAUUGUGGGGUACGUCCUGGCCAAAAUGGAAGAGGACCCAGAUGACGUGCCCCACGGACAUAUCACCUCACUGGUG